Penicillium angulare is the source of this 879-nucleotide messenger RNA. Its product is annotated as MFS allantoate transporter. The transcript is spliced from 3 exons. Gene Ontology annotation, cellular component: membrane. The coding region runs from base 1 to 879 and encodes 292 amino acids. Lineage: Eukaryota; Fungi; Ascomycota; Eurotiomycetes; Eurotiales; Aspergillaceae. Gene Ontology annotation, molecular function: transmembrane transporter activity. Gene Ontology annotation, biological process: transmembrane transport. The record is from RefSeq and is a predicted model, not a curated record.
AUGUGGUAUACCAGGAGAGAACAACCCAUCAGAAUUGGUCUGUGGUAUUCGUCUUUGGGACUUGGAAUUGCAGGAGGUGGAUUGCUAGGCUAUGGAAUUGGCCAGAUCAAGGGAUCUCUACCAAGCUGGAAAUACGAGUUUAUUAUCAUUGGGGCUCUUUGCAUUACUUGGGGCAUAGUUAUGCUCAUUGUGCUCCCCGACUCCCCAGUCUCCGCCCCUCUCUUGACCGUGGACCAGCGCAAACUGGCAGUUGAACGACUUCGCGAAAAUCAAACUGGAAUUGAAAACAGAAAUUUCAAACGAUACCAACUCAUUGAAGCCUUUACAGACGUCAAGGUUUUGUGCUUCUUCCUGAUUGCGCUCCUUCAAGCAAUCGUGAAUGGAGGAAUUACAAACUUUGGCACACUAAUUGUAAAAGGCUUCGGAUACACAACCUCCUUUGGCUUGCGAUUUGUGCCUAGCAGUGCUAAAGUGGGACGACUGAUCUGCUACUACUUAACAGGCUCUUACAACGCUUCCUUUGUGAUGCUUCUAUCUUUGACGACUGCAAAUAUUGCUGGACAUACCAAAAAGGUCACAAGCAGUGCUUGUCUUUUCGUCGGAUAUUGUGUUGGAAACAUCGCCGGUCCUUUCUUUUACAAGUCCGAUCAAGCUCCGGGUUAUUCUCUCGGUAUAUGGAGCAUGAUAGUCUCUCAUCUCCUGGAAGUGAUAGUGGUCAUAGUGCUGUGGAUCAUCCUGAAGCGGGAGAACCAGAGACGUGAUGAUUUGCAAAGCAGUACCAGCAGUGCUCAUGGUGACAAGACUAGCUUCGAUGCUGAUUUGGCAGCAUUCAGCGACAUUACAGACAAGGAAAACUCAAACUUCAGAUAUGUCUAUUGA